Molecule: messenger RNA, 1035 nt
Organism: Caenorhabditis briggsae
Lineage: Eukaryota; Metazoa; Nematoda; Chromadorea; Rhabditida; Rhabditidae
Exons: 4
Coding region: 1-1035 (344 amino acids)
Source: RefSeq, a predicted model, not a curated record
AUGUUUCCAAAACUAUUCUUUUGCCUAUUUAUUUCCACAACAUUAGGAUAUUCUGUCGAACCAAGUUCUGAGAGAAAAUGUAAAAUAUCAGAAGAAUAUUCUGCACUUCAAGCUUGUACUAAUAUUAGCAGCCAACUGGAUGAGCUAUUUAUGGAGCAUAACAAUAUGAAAAUUCCAAAAGAUGUUCUGAAAAAUAUGACAGAACUUUGCACAAAUGUUACGACUUGCUUUAAUUCCACACAAUGUUCUACAAGUCAGGAUUUUAAGGAAUUUUACGAAGCGAAAUGUCAAAGCCUCGAGUUCCAAAAAACAGAUCUAUAUAAUUGCACUUUCAAAUUUUAUGAGACAAUCUACUAUGGAUUUGAUAACUGUUCAGAUCAAUAUCACUUUUUAUCGAACGACCUAGAUCAGAGGAAACAAUCUUUCAAUUCAGGGAAGCUAUGUUUCUUGGAGAUUGUCGAGAAAAAGUGCUCAAGUGAAGCAAAAGAUUACAUCGCUUCUAAUUACAACAAAUUAGUCAAAACAUUGACUGAAAAACCAGAAGGGGAAACUUGUGCAGAACCAUUCUACGAAUUUCAUUAUCAGCAGUGUCAAGCAGCAAUCAGUAAAACGAUAACACAAAUUGUAGAAGUUUUUGGAAAAGAUAAGCCAUCAAUUUUUGACGAACGUUGGUCGUCUGUUUGUGGAUAUUGUCAAAAGGCGCAGGAAUGCGUUCAAAAUUGCUGCAAAUUCAAUGAUUAUGAUCGAGAAAGUGUUAAUAACUUGUGUAGUCCCCCUUUCAAAAUUAAAACGGACAAUCUGAAAGAAUGUUUGACAAAAUGGGAAGACGAUAAGUCUGCUGGACCAACUGAAUUUACUCAAUUAUUAAACUCGACUAUUUGGAACAACUCAUGUGCUCUUUAUGAUUCAUUGAAUAGUACCAAAAACAAUUGGAAAGAAGAAUUAAACAAACAUUGUGAAAAAACAAUUAUUAAAGACCAAGAUGAGCAUAAGAUGGAUAUGUCAUUGCUGGGAUGUAAUUCCACUGAAUGCUGA